This is a messenger RNA of Eremothecium gossypii ATCC 10895, 1056 nucleotides long. It is a transcript of the gene IFA38, whose product is annotated as ketoreductase. Lineage: Eukaryota; Fungi; Ascomycota; Saccharomycetes; Saccharomycetales; Saccharomycetaceae. Gene Ontology annotation, biological process: fatty acid elongation. Gene Ontology annotation, molecular function: ketoreductase activity. Gene Ontology annotation, cellular component: endoplasmic reticulum. Bases 1 to 1056 code for a protein of 351 amino acids. The transcript has a single exon. The record is from RefSeq and is marked provisional.
AUGGGCUCCUUAUCGGAUAUCUCGUUCUUCGACCAUCUGCAGGAGCUGGCCAGACGCGACUGCUGCGUCAAUGCGCUCCUGUGGUGUGCUUUUACGGUCGGGGCCGUCAAGCUCACGACGUUCAUGCUGUCGCUGAUCAGCAUCGCGCUGGAAACAACGGUGCUGCCCUCUGCGUCUUACAAGAAAUACGGCGCACGCAAGGGCGCGUACGCGCUGGUGACGGGCGCGUCUGACGGGAUCGGCAAGGAGUUUGCGCUGCAGCUAGCGUCCAAAGGCUUCAAUGUGCUGCUGGUGUCGCGGACGGAGGCGAAGCUGCUGGAGCUGAAGCAGGAGAUCAUGGCCAAGUACAAGGUUGACGCGCGCGUGCUGUCCGUGGACUUCGGUGUGGACAACAGGCUGACGUACACGGCGAUCAGUGAGCUGUGCGGCGAGCUGCCCGUGACGGUCCUAGUCAACAACGUGGGCGUGUCGCACUCGAUCCCCGUGUCGUUCUUGGAGACUACGGAGGAGGAGCUGCGCGGGAUCAUCACCGUGAACAACACCGCAACGCUGAUGGUGACGCAGACGGUCGCGCCGCUGGUCAUCGCGAACGCGCGCCGCCUGCAAUGCCGCGGCCUGGUGCUGACGAUGGGCUCCUUCGGCGGCCUGUUGCCCACGCCGCUGUUGGCGACGUACUCCGGGUCCAAGGCGUUCCUCCAGGCGUGGUCCGCCGCGCUGGCCGGCGAACUUGCACCGCACAACGUCGACGUCCAGAUCGUGCUCUCCUACCUCGUGACGUCCGCCAUGUCGAAAGUCCGUCGCGCGUCAGCCCUGAUCCCCACGCCCCGCGCCUUCGUGCGCUCCACGCUCGCGUCGCUCGGCCGCCGGGUCGGCGCCCAGGAGCGCUACGCGACGUGCACGCCCUACUGGUCGCACGCCCUCUACCACUUCCUCAUUGAGAACACCGUGGGCGUGCACUCCCGUCUCGCGAACGCGAUAAACUACAGGUUCCACGCGGAUAUCCGUAAGCGCGCGCUGCGGAAGGCUGCACGCAAGGCCGCCGAGAAGCAGGAGUGA